UAAUUUCUAUCAAGUGAGAAGAAAUUACAUGGGGGAAAUUGUGACUUCUUAAUUUUCCUGGUUACAUCAGCAAAUUGAGGACUAAAACCCUCAUGUCAAUGUAAAACCCUCCUAUUCUUUUUUCAUGUGGAAUUACCUUCUGAAUGAACACUGAAGAUGCUUCUCCGGCGAACAGCCACCGCGCUUUUAUCCCCAAACAUCAUCGCCGUUCAACUACUCCGCCGCCACCUCAGCACCAACCCCGUCUCUCCGGUAAACCCAGACGAGCUCCUCCGCGUGUGCACCGUCCUCUACCAGCAGCAAAACUCCCCCGAGCCAAGGUUCCGGUCAAAGCUCGCCGCCUGCGAGUUCGGUCUCACCCACGAGUUCUUCCUCCAGGUAUGCAACAAAUUCCCCUAUUCAUGGCGACCCGUCCACCGCUUCUUCCUCUACACGCAACAACACCCCACUUUCACCCACACCCCAAUCUCCUUCAACAAGAUGCUCGACGUUGUCGGAAAGUCUCGGAACAUUGACCUCUUCUGGGAGCUUCUCUCCGACAUCGCACGCCGUCGUUUCGCCACCGACAGGACCUUCGUGAUUGCGCUGAGGACUUUAGGUGGUGCCAGGGAGCUGAAAAAGUGUGUCGAGGUUUUCCACUUGAUGAACUCUAAUGGGUAUGGUUACAAUUUGGAAACUUUGAACAAGGUGGUUGAUGCAAUGUGUGGGUACAAGCUUGUUGAAGAAGCUAAGUAUGUUGUUUUGAAGCUGAAAGAGUGGGUUAAACCUGAUGGGGUGUGUUACAAGCAUUUGAUUAGAGGGUUUUGUGAUAAGGGUGAUUUGAUUGAGGCUUCUAAGAUUUGGAACUUGAUGGCUGAUGAAGGGUUUGAGCCUGAUGUUGAAGCUGUUGAGAAAAUGAUGGAGACCCUUUUCAAGGUUAAUCAGGGUGGUGAGGCUUUGAAGCUCUUUGAGACAAUGAGGUUGAAGAGGAUGGAUGAGCUUGGCCUUUCAACUUAUAGGUUGGUGAUUAAGUGGAUGUGUAAUAAGGGGAUGAUGUCCCAAGCUCAGAAGGUGUUUGAGGAAAUGCGCGAGAGGGGUAUUCAGAUUGAUAACUUGACUUUGGGGUCUGUUGUGUAUGGGCUUCUAGCAAAACAUAGGGUUAGAGAGGCUUAUCAAAUUGUAGACAGGAUUGGUGUGAUGGAUAUAAGUGUCUAUCAUGGGUUGAUAAAAGGGCUUCUGAAGUUGAGAAGGGCGGGUGAAGCGACUCAGGUGUUUAGGGAGAUGAUAAAGAGAGGUUGUGAACCGACUAUGCAUACUUACAUAAUGCUGUUGCAGGGCCAUUUGGGGAGGAGGGGAAGGAAGGGUACUGAUCCACUUGUCAAUUUUGACACUAUUUUCGUGGGUGGUUUGGUGAAAGUGGGGAAGGCGCGGGAGUACAUCAAGUAUGUGGAGAGGGUGAUGAACAGAGGAUUGGAGGUGCCGAGGUUUGAUUAUAAUAAGUUUUUGCAUUACUUUUCAAAUGAGGAAGGUGUGUUGAUGUUUGAGGAGAUGGGGAAAAAGUUGAGAGAAGUAGGGUUGGUUGAUUUGGCAGACAUUCUUGAGAGAUAUGGGCAGAAAAUGGCUACUAGAGAUAGGAGAAGGAAUAGAUGUCCGAUAACUGAGGAUAGUAAUGACUGAUAAACAUGUUAUGUAUAUCUAAAGGCUAGAAUUUGAUGGAAAAAUCCAAAGUUUAAUUGCAAUGAAAUAGCAGAUUGAUGAAAUAUCAACAUUUCUAAACUUAGUGAUGAUGAUGGAGAAAGCUAGCUUGAAGAAGCACAUGAUUAAAGGUUAUAUAUGUGUUAUAUCAUUGGUUAUUUAGUGUCAUAGACAAGUUUCUACUUUCUCCAUCUCUUCAAUACUUGGUGGUUUCUGUGAACCCAUAAUUUAGAAAUAAAAUGGUUUAGCUCAAGCUUGUUGCUAAUUACUGCUCCCGAGUAUCAUUAGCUUAUUUUCACUUGUUCCUAUCAUUCUUCUACUUUAUUUUUGGGAGUCACUUUUUUUUUAAUUUGGUAAGAAAAACAUUAAUAGGUUUCAUAUAUCCAAGCUAAUCCAACCUUAAAGAUUGCUGUAGGCGCGCAUUCAUCUUUGAAUUGUCCUCUAUGGAACUUAUUUAAGUAAUUGGAAUAAGCAUAUAUUUUGCUGGCCUUAUAAAUUUCUACUCACAAUUCUUUUG
Messenger RNA from Lotus japonicus, 2191 nucleotides. RefSeq names its product putative pentatricopeptide repeat-containing protein At1g26500. The transcript has a single exon. The coding region runs from base 157 to 1656 and encodes 499 amino acids. Gene Ontology annotation, molecular function: protein binding. Lineage: Eukaryota; Viridiplantae; Streptophyta; Magnoliopsida; Fabales; Fabaceae. The record is from RefSeq and is a predicted model, not a curated record.